Colletotrichum truncatum is the source of this 2382-nucleotide messenger RNA. RefSeq names its product OPT family small oligopeptide transporter. Gene Ontology annotation, biological process: transmembrane transport. Gene Ontology annotation, molecular function: oligopeptide transmembrane transporter activity. The record is from RefSeq and is a predicted model, not a curated record. Gene Ontology annotation, cellular component: plasma membrane. NCBI's taxonomy places the organism in Eukaryota, Fungi, Ascomycota, Sordariomycetes, Glomerellales, Glomerellaceae.
AUGACCAACCCAAGCCAGACACAGCCAUCUGGUGCGAUUUCGAUGGAUGAGAAGCACCACCACGGUGUUGACGUUUCUCAAGCGGCUGAUGACCUAAGAGGCUUCCAGCGCGACCACCAAUGGGAUCCAAAUCUGUCUCAAGAAAAGGCCGACAUGGUCAAGAAGGCUCUCCAAGAUGACCACUCGGAGGAAAUCAUCACUGCAGACGCCAUUCUCACCGAAGACUCCCCAUACGAAGAGGUCCGAGCCGCCGUACGUAAUACCGAUGGUGAAGAGGUUGCGAAUACCGUUCGCGCGUGGAUCUUGGGGAUGAUAUUUGUCACGAUCGGCAGUGGGCUGAACAUGUUUCUGAGUAUGAGGAGCCCGGCAAUCAACUUCCCGUCAAUCAUUGUUCAGUUGCUCGUUUACCCUAUCGGUUGCCUAUGGGCCAAAGUCAUGCCCACAAAGGUGUUCAACACAUUCGGAGUCCAAUGGACUUUUAACACGGGACCUUUUACGAUAAAAGAACACGUCGUCGUCACACUAAUGUCUAACGUGUCCAUCGGCUACGCUUACAGCACAGAUGCCCUCCUAGCAUUACAGGGCAAGCCGUUUUACGACAUUAAUCUCGGCUGGGGUUUCCAAUUGCUAUUCACUCUCAGCUCCCAAUUGAUCGGGAUCGGUCUCGCUGGGCUCUGCCGUAGAUUCCUCGUCUGGCCGUCGGCUAUGAUAUGGCCAAACCAAUUUGCAAAUACUUCUCUGUUCUACGCGCUCCACGACAAGAGCAAGAGUGACGGCUCGCAUAGUAAUGGAUGGGUCAUCAGCCGCUACCGGUAUUUCUUUUAUGUCCUGGGGAUCAUGUUCUGCUAUUACUGGAUUCCGGGUGUCAUCUGGCAAGGCUUGUCGGUGUUUGCAUUCAUUACGUGGAUCAAGCCAAACAAUGUCGUCGUGAACCAGCUGUUUGGCGGCUUCACAGGGCUUUCGCUGAUUCCGAUUACUUUUGACUGGACUUAUAUCUCUGCGUACCUCGGAGACCCUCUUCUCUCACCUACGCAUACACAUAUCAACGUCCUCAUCGGUCUCUUCACCUUUGUCAUCAUUCCGACUAUCGGUAUUGCGUACACGGGGGCCCUUUUCUCAGAGUAUCUGCCUAUAAACACCUCGCAGACGUACGACAACACCCAGGGCUCGUACAAUGUCAGCAAAAUUCUCGGCCCAGGCUACACAUUCGACGUCGAAAAGUACAAGCAGUACUCGCCACUGUUUCUGCCACCCACCUUUGCUCUCAACUACGGUCUGUCUUUCGCUGCUCUUACCGCUGCAAUUGUUCACUGUACACUGUUCCAUGGAAAGGAGAUUUGGUAUAGACUCAAGGCAGCGCGCAACCAGGAGGCUGAUAUCCACAUGAAGUUGAUGAAGAAAUACCGAGACGCACCAGAGUGGUGGUAUGCCGUCCUCCUCGUCAUCGCCAUUGGUCUUGGCCUCGCUACUGCGGAGGGCUAUGAAUCUCAACUGCCCUGGUGGGCAUUCUUCGUCGCGAACAUUCUGGCCAUGGUCUUUGUCGUUCCAACCUGCACUAUUUUGGCCAUUUCUAACUUGGGACUGGCGCUCAAUGUGCUUUCUCCCUUCUUAGCUGGGUUCAUGAUUCCGGGAAAACCCAUUGGCGUUAUGAUUUUCAAGGUUUACAGCACAAUCACUCUAGGUCAGGCGCAAACGUACUCUGGCGAUCUCAAGAUGGCCCACUACAUGAAGAUUCCACCUCGCAUUACCUUCUGGUGCCAGGUUGUGGCUACCAUUUGGGCUGUCUUUGUACAGAUAGCAGUCAUGAACUGGACUCUGGGAAAUAUCGAGGACUGCUGCGCCCUUCAUCAAGCAGCACAUUUCACCUGUCCUAAUGGAAGAGCCUUCUUCUCAUCGUCCAUUGUCUGGGGAGUGAUUGGCCCGCGAAGGAUGUUCGGCGCGGGCUCCAUCUACCAAAACUUUAAUUACUUUUGGCUCAUCGGCGCCUGUCUCCCUGUCGUAUUCUACGUCCUCUCGCGGGUUCUCAACCUCAAGUUUGCCAAGGUCUUCCACGCUCCGGUUAUGCUUGGCGCCAUGGGCUGGCUGCCGCCGGCUACGCCCCUCAGCUUCUCAAGCUGGGCCAUCGUGGGCCUCGUUUUCAACUACGGCAUCCGGAAGAGGUUCCACGGCUGGUGGAAAACGUAUAAUUACAUCACGGCCGCCGCACUGGAUGCAGGCCUCAUCAUCAGCACCAUCGUCAUCUUCUUCGCCAUCACGCUACCCAACGUCACGAUACCGCAGUGGUGGGGCAAUGUCGACGUUUACAACACAAAGGAUGCUACUUAUGGCGCCAUUCUAAAGACGGUGGGGAAGAAUGAGACCUUUGGCCCAGCGAGCUGGUGA